Molecule: messenger RNA, 2538 nt
Organism: Symbiodinium sp. CCMP2456
Lineage: Eukaryota; Dinophyceae; Suessiales; Symbiodiniaceae
Source: the annotation of a GenBank genome assembly
AUGGAGACCGCCAGAGAGACGAACCCCAACUGGUCCACCAUUCAGGAGGUGACCGCUAAGCUGCGCCAGACUGAGAAACAGGCCGAGACGAUCAAGGACAAUCUUCGACAGCUCAACAGCGCGUGGGCUGCCAGACCACAACUACAUCACAUACACAGGCCACGUGAAGAGCAGCUUGACGUGGUUUCCAGUCAGGUUGAGCGGAAGGCACGUGACUUGUCCGACUGGCCGCUUCUCCUGAAGAAGGAAUCGGGCAUCAGAAGGUAUCUCUUGGCCUGCUUGGGUCCUUCUUGCCGGGGCUUGCGCUUGUGUGGAAAAGGCUUGGGAACAUCUGCAUCGCCUCUGUCUCGGGACGAAGCGGCCUUGCAGGACAAGCCGCCUCUUCGACGCUCUCAACUUGAAGCACUGGCGCCUACCGCACCUGCGGGUCUCAAGCAGACGGAAAACUCAUCGCUUGCAUCAACAAGCACUGGCAUUGUCAGCCCGCCGGAGCUUCCAGAAGAGCCAUGUUUGGAGAGGCACGCGGCCGUGGAUGACGCACAUGAAGUUCCGCAGCUGAUUCGGGUGCGUGCCGAUCGACAAGACGUGAGAGAAACCCCCAGGCAGCAAGACACACUGACAACGCUGCCUGAGCAUCUACCACGAGACCUCAUGCAGAAGUACAAGUUUAUCGACGCCCACAGCUUGGGUUCAGGUGCCGUCGCGAGAGUUUGCCGGAUGCAAGAGCUGGAAACGGGUCGGCAUGUGGCGGUGAAGGUUGUUGAGAAGUACCCCCUCCAGAUCCGCAACAUGAUCACGCAGAUGGAGCGUGAAAUACGGGUCCACAAGAGACUAUGCCAUCCCAACAUCCUGCACCUCCAUGCCUGCUUCGAGGACAGCACACAUUGGUACAUGGUGCUGGAGCUCGCAAGUCGUUUGGUGAACCUUCUGGUUCGACACCCCUGGAAGCGGCUUCGAGAACCUCAGGCGGGAUGGCUCUUCGGCCAGGUUGUCGAUGGCGUGUCGCACCUUCACCAGAACGGCUGCGUCCACAGAGAUUUGAAGCCCGACAAUGUCCUCAUGGUCGAAGACUGCCCGAAGAUUUGUGACUUCGGAUGGUGCGCAGAGCUCAACGAAGGCCAGCGAAGGACGUUUUGCGGCACCUUCGACUACAUGGCUCCGGAGGUCAUUUUUGGCGAGGGCCACGGAUCCGAAGCGGAUGUUUGGAGUCUGGGCAUUACCCUCUAUGAGGUGUGCCACCUCGUGAACUGCAUGCUUCAAAGAUAUCCACGCCAACGCUACACCGCCAGCAAGGUCCUCGAGCACAAAUGGUUGGCGACAUUUUUCCUGAAGCCGAAGCAGGCCUGGCCGUGGUCUUGUGCCCCAAGUGCAUCCAAACAGUCAAGGUUUGAGGCAGUUCAGAUCAGUUCAGGCUGGCGCACGGCCGCCAAGCCUCGAGCCGACACCGGAGCUGCCCUCGCCAGGGUCUCUGCCACUUUAGCCGCAGCGCGCAUCCUUGAUGGGAGGGCUGGAAAGGGCAUACGUCGAGAGGGGGGACGCAUGAAGUUUCGUGAACAUGGGCUUGUAGUGCGUCGUCAGAUCCGUGCACGACAAUAUCUCAUUGGCCCGCUUGCCUUCAACCUCAUUCCACUCAACAGCCAACUUCCGGUGGCCAUGGAAACGCUCAAGCAGGGUCGCAUGCAUUUGACCUCCUUGGCGGAGUCUUGCAGCCGAGGCCAGUGUCAGCUGCUGUGCCUCCGCACGCAGGCCUACCCAAGAGCUUAUCUCGACCUGAGCUGGGGAUCCACCCUGGCGCACUAUGAGAUUCGGGCAGCUCGGCUCACCUAUGCGAGCAAGCCACGUAAGUCCGGGACGACAGCCGUCACCAAUCGUCCAACCCUUGGAUGGAGUGUUGCAGUGGAGUGGAACGAUGAAGAGGGCACUGCCCUGAACCGCAAUGCCCACUUCGCUCAGCGAAGCGGCCGCUGCCCUUGGACUGCCAUGCAUGCGGAAGCCGAGUCUGCCAGCGUUGCCAUGCAAGGCGGUGCUGUGAGCAGUGGAAGAGCCCCGUAUCCUGCACACGGCGCCGGGAUUACCAUCGCAGCAGGGCCUUUUCCCAUGCCAGCUCCGGGUUCGCCGAUCAUUGCCGGCCGGCCGGUGCGCAAGGUGGCGGCGCCGCACGCGGCAGCUCCGCGUUCACCGCGCCACGUGGCCAACGCCCCACAGGUUGGACCCAUGGCUCCAAGGGCAGGUCCGGCUGCUCCCUUAGGUCCAUGUGUGAGGGAUUCGACUCCCGCAGCCGGUCGGCCGCUGAAUGGCCAGGCCGUUCCAGCUCAUCCAGCUCAUGCGGCACCCACCGUUGCCAGAGGAGGUGCUGUGGUGCCGAAGGGCAGCAUGGUGGUGCACCUUCCUGCUGGGCUCCCUGUCCGUCCCCUUCAGUUUCUGGGGUCUCACGAUGGAAAGGGACAGAAGAUGGGUAUGCCGUUGGCGCCGGUGCUGGAGCAGGCACAUCAGGCGCAGCCGAGCCCACGGACGGCUCUCGGCCCUGUCAAAUACUGA